This is a messenger RNA of Lasiosphaeria miniovina, 566 nucleotides long. Its product is annotated as Ccc1 family. Lineage: Eukaryota; Fungi; Ascomycota; Sordariomycetes; Sordariales; Lasiosphaeriaceae. Bases 135 to 512 code for a protein of 125 amino acids. Gene Ontology annotation, biological process: intracellular manganese ion homeostasis. The transcript has a single exon. Gene Ontology annotation, molecular function: manganese ion transmembrane transporter activity. The record is from RefSeq and is a predicted model, not a curated record.
CCCCGCCCACCCUCGCCGCCGUGACUUCCCACAUCGCGUCGGCGCACCCGGACGCGCUCACCGACUUCCUGCUGCGCUUCCCGGCAGCAACCACCAGUGCCGGCAGCAGCAGCAGCCCAGCCUCGCGGGGAGCGAUGGCGUCGGCGCUGACCAUCGCAGCAGCGUAUUUCCUCGGCGGCCUAGUCCCGCUGCUGCCGUACCUGUGCGUGCCGUCGCCGUCAUCCUCCUCUGGUAGCGACAGCCAGCAGCAGCAGCAGCAGCAGCAGCAGAACCUCGCGACGGCGCUGCAUGCUAGUAUCGCCGUCAUGGGCGCGGCGCUGUUCGCGUUCGGCUACGCCAAGACGGCCGUUGUAGUCGGGUGGCAGCGCGGCGAGCGCCGCGUGCGCCGGGCCCUGCGCGGCGCCGCCGAGAUGGUCUUCGUGGGCGCGGCGGCGGCGGCGGCGGCCAUGGGCCUGGUCAAGGGGUUUGAUUCUUUGCUUGGGAAUGGGAGUGGAGGGGCGGGGCAUGGGUGAGUUGGGAAAAGAAAGGGGAAGCGGUGGUUUGGUUUGUUUGUUUUGGGUGGGAGU